This is a messenger RNA of Poeciliopsis prolifica (blackstripe livebearer), 835 nucleotides long. RefSeq names its product NADH:ubiquinone oxidoreductase subunit AB1b (gene ndufab1b). Gene Ontology annotation, molecular function: acyl carrier activity; acyl binding. The coding region runs from base 43 to 513 and encodes 156 amino acids. The transcript has 5 exons. The record is from RefSeq and is a predicted model, not a curated record. NCBI's taxonomy places the organism in Eukaryota, Metazoa, Chordata, Actinopteri, Cyprinodontiformes, Poeciliidae. Gene Ontology annotation, biological process: fatty acid biosynthetic process. Gene Ontology annotation, cellular component: mitochondrion.
AGUCUUCUCACUUGCCUCCGAUUCAGCAGGUUCUCCUACAACAUGGCGGCCCGUGUCCUGCAGCACUGUGUCCGCUCGCUCGCCCGGCCCUCGCUGAGGCUUUGCCCGGUCAGCCUCGCGCUCAGAGCGGCUGUCGUCCCGGAAGUCACCGUCCACCUCCCUUUCUCCUUCGUCGCAGAUAGCCGGAGGACGCGGUGGCUGGAACAGAGCAGGAUCUCAUCAGUGGGGUUGAUGUGCCGACAGUAUGGCGACCUGCCCCCUCUCACUCUUGAAACCAUCAAAGACCGUGUCUUGUAUGUACUGAAACUCUAUGACAAGAUCAACCCAGAAAAGCUUCAGGCAACCUCCCAUUUCAUGAAAGACUUGGGCUUGGACAGCUUGGACCAGGUGGAGAUCAUAAUGGCCAUGGAAGACGAGUUUGGCUUUGAGAUCCCAGAUGCCGAAGCGGAGAAGCUCAUGACUCCUGAGGAGAUUGUACAUUACAUUGCAGACAAGAAGGAUGUUUAUGAAUGAUAGUUCAAAGAAGGUGCCCACCCCAUGGGAAGUACUUAAGAAGCAGAUCGGCGCCAGUUUUUUUCCCACUUUGACAUCUCCCCCGCCCCUCCUUCAAGCUCUUCGGUCCAUCGUAGCGACGUCUGCAAUCGCCUGCCGUGUCUUGUGUUUCACUGUAUUUAAAACGAACAUGUGAGUGGGAGCUUGGAUGUUAAAAAGCUGUAUUAAACGAGGAUCUAUCACGGCCCUGAGUUUCAUUUUGCUUCAGGUUCCAGCCUGUCAAAUUGAUGUAUGAUUUUUCUCUUGAAUAGAUCAAUAAAGUCAGGAUGUUGGGUUCUGUAAA